AUGCUCCUCCUGCGAAGUGAGCGAAGCAGCCACAGAAAUGCGAAACGAGCACGAGCAAUCGUCACGAGGCUGUGUGCUGCCUACUCUUGGAUGCUCCUCCUGCGGAGGGACAUGCCCGACGUCAUGCCAGAGGCGGGCGCCGGCGGCUCGGGCCGGUGGCCGGGCCCCGGGGGGGCGCAGAGGCGUGCCCUGCACAUCGCACGCCUGCGCUCGAGCGCCCCUCAGAUCCAGGCGCUGCCGCACAAGCUUGGGCAGGGGGCCGACCGUCCCGGCAUUCCGACAGGCCUACAGUCGGGGGCUUGA
Messenger RNA from Prorocentrum cordatum, 303 nucleotides. Lineage: Eukaryota; Dinophyceae; Prorocentrales; Prorocentraceae. The record is from the annotation of a GenBank genome assembly.